This is a messenger RNA of Aspergillus tanneri, 2187 nucleotides long. It is a transcript of the gene rok1, whose product is annotated as RNA-dependent ATPase ROK1. Gene Ontology annotation, cellular component: 90S preribosome. The record is from RefSeq and is a predicted model, not a curated record. The coding region runs from base 1 to 2187 and encodes 728 amino acids. Gene Ontology annotation, molecular function: RNA helicase activity; ATP binding; nucleic acid binding. Lineage: Eukaryota; Fungi; Ascomycota; Eurotiomycetes; Eurotiales; Aspergillaceae. Gene Ontology annotation, biological process: maturation of SSU-rRNA. The transcript has a single exon.
AUGGAUGCUUUCAAGCUGUUAACAAGGUCCACCAAUCUCAAGCCUGGUGCGACCCCGUCUUCAGUACCGAAGCUCCCUUCCACGGGCAAGGCUCAAACUCCCCAGCUUUUUCAUAAUGCCGAUGCUGAGAAGCUCGUCGCAGAGAAAAACCAAGGGAAAAAAAGGAAGAGGGACCACGUAAGGGUUGAACCAGAAUCUGAUGAUGACGAUGCUGUGAAUCUUGACUUUUUUGGUUCCGCUAAAAGCUUUUCGGAGGAAAAGGCAGCGAAGAAGGAAAAUAAGUCAUCUAACCAGGACGAUGCGUCUGAGCCAGAGGAAGAAGAGCCUAUGGAUGAAGUCCAGCGUCGAACUAUCUUAAAUGCACACAAGAUUAAAGUGACAGAUCUGCGGGAUCUUGAAGAGAUUCAGCCGGUGCAUGUGCCAAACGAGGAGCCGAAGAAAAAGAAGAAGAAGAAGCAAAAGGAGGAGAUUUCUCAAUCUCUUACUAAAAAAGAACAAAAGAAGGCUCGUCGACUAUUUCCGCAGCCACUUGUGUCGUUUCAGGAGCUACGGACAAAGUACAGGAUUUCUCGGCGGCUUUCGGAGAAUAUCGCUGAACAAGGCUUCUCUGUUCCUACGGAGGUGCAGCUGGGGACUCUCCCUCUACUUUUAGGAGAGCCUAGUACUGUCCAGAAGUUGGAGACUGGUGAGGCUGUGGAACCAGAUCUCUUGGUCGUUGCGCCAACUGGUAGUGGUAAAACACUGUCAUUUUUGAUCCCAGUAAUCAACAAGAUUGUGCGUCAUCACCAUGAGCAGCAGACAGAACGGGGAAUCUUUGCUAUCGUUGUUGCACCUACCAAGGAGCUUGCUGGACAGAUUGUUAACGAGGGGAGGAAACUGGUUAUGGGAACUGGGGUAAAGAUAACGCUGAUGAAGAAGGGCAUGCGGGUGGUGGAUCACGAUGAUGGGCACGAAGAUGAUGUCCUGAACGAAGACAGUCCUGAAGAUUCAGACUCGGAGGACGAUGGAACUGCUACCGAAAAGAAGAGCAAGGGUAAGGCUGCCAUAACCAAGAGUGACAUUCUUGUCACCACUCCAUUACUUCUGGUCAACACACUUUCCGCAAAUGGGACCAAACAUAUGGCCUCCCUGCCUCUGGUCAGAAAUCUCAUUUUGGAUGAAGCGGAUGUUCUUUUGGAUCCCCUCUUCCGCGAGCAGACCCUCGAUAUCUGGCGUUCUUGCACACAUCCAGGACUUCGGGUGGGUCUUUGGUCGGCUACUAUGGGAUCAAAUAUUGAAGAUCUCGCAAAGUCAUUGAUUAAAGAGCGCAAAGAAGCAUCUAAUCAGAUGGAGUCGUACCCGUUGAUCCGUCUCGUCGUUGGCUUGAAGGAUUCCGCUAUUCCCAACAUAAAGCAUAAGUUAGUUUACGCUGCAACGGAGCAAGGAAAACUCCUGGGUCUCAGACAACUUCUUCGCCCCACAGCAGCAACAGACUCGGAUGUGCGCCUUCGCCCACCGUUCUUGAUAUUCACCCAAACGAUUCCAAGAGCUGUAGCGCUACAAUCUGAAUUACGCUACGAUAUCCCUCCGGAAGCAGGUGGCUCUUCCCGAAUAGCAGUCCUCCAUUCUGAAAUGUCUGAUACCCAGCGCUCUGAGAUCAUGAAAGGAUUCCGCAAAGGCGAAAUCUGGAUCCUAGUCACGACUGAUCUUUUAGCGCGCGGCGUUGAUUUCCGGGGCAUCAACGGCGUUGUUAAUUACGAUAUUCCGAAUUCCGCUGCGGUCUAUGUUCACCGAGUUGGAAGAACUGGCAGAGCUGGACGUGAAGGUGGUGUUGCAGUCACAUACUACACCAAAGAAGAUAUCCCAUACGUUAAAAGCAUUGCCAACAUCAUCGAUGUUAGUGAAAAACUACGAGGAGAAGAGGGUGAGAAGUCAGUACAGAAAUGGCUGUUGGAUUCACUACCGGAUCUCAGCAAGAAGAACAAGAAAGAACUGAAGAAACAUGGUGUUAAGGCCAGACAGACGAACCCCAAGGUUUCUGAUGGGAAGAAUCAACUGGCAAGAAUUAGCACAAAGAGCGGUUUUGAGCGGCGAAUGGAGAACAAAAAGAAAGGCGCUAUAGCAGCCAGCCGCAACAGGAAAGCCAUAACCCAGCCAGCCGUAGAGUCUGACAAUGACGGCGGCAGCUGGGAUGGUCUAGACGAUUAA